Molecule: messenger RNA, 1068 nt
Organism: Diaporthe citri
Lineage: Eukaryota; Fungi; Ascomycota; Sordariomycetes; Diaporthales; Diaporthaceae
Exons: 3
Coding region: 1-1068 (355 amino acids)
Cellular component (GO): cytosol
Molecular function (GO): argininosuccinate lyase activity
Source: RefSeq, a predicted model, not a curated record
AUGCGUUCUGCUCAACAGGAGGCCUCAACCCCCUCAUGGAGCAGUACAACGAGUCCCUCUCCUUCGACAACGUCCUCCACAAGCAAGACAUCCUCGGCUCCAUCUCCUUCGCCCGCGCGAAACACAAAGGCCGGCCGCCUGACCGAGGACGAGUUCAAGAAGAUCGAGGCCGGCCUGCUCGAGAUCAUCGUCAAGGACGACGCGGGAAAGCUUCACACGGGCCGCAGCCGCAACGAGCUCGAGGGCUUCCUCAGGAGCUUCCUGUCCGUCAUCGCGAGGAGCGCCGAGUCCGAGAUCGACUACGUCAUGUCGGGCUACACCCACCUGCAGCGCGCCCAGCCCAUCCGCUGGAGCCACUGGAUGCUGAGCUACGGCUUCGCCUUCGCCAACGACCUCGAGCGGCUGCGCGAGAUCCGCAAGGGGGUCAACCGCAGCCCCCUGGGGUGCGGCGCGCUGGCGGGCAACCCGUUCGGCAUCGACAGGGAGAUGAUGGCCGGGGAGCUGGGCUUCGAGGGCCUGCUGUGGAACUCGAUGGGCGCCGUGGCCGACCGCGACUUCGUCCUCGAGACGCUACAGUGGGGCAGCUUCCUGAUGCAGCACAUCAGCCGGUGGGCCGAGGACCUGAUCAUUUACUCGUCCGCCGAGUUCGGCUUCGGUCUGCCGUCCACGUAUAACAAGGACCUCCAGGAGUCCGUCGAGCCGCUGCUGGACCACGUCAAGACCGUCGGCGACAGCAUCCAGAUCGCAGAGGGCGUGCUUUCGACGCUGGCCACGCAACCAGAGAAGAUGCGCGCCGCGCUCGACCCCUUCAUGCUGGUGCGCAAGGGCGUGCCAUUCCGGGAGACGCACCACAUAAGCGGCCGGUGCGUGGCGCUCAGCGAGCAGACGGGCACGCCCAUGAACGAGCCUACGUACGAGCAGAUGAAGUGCGUGGACGCCCGGUUUGGGGAGGAUAUUGCUGAGUCGUUUGACUACGAGAAGAGCGUCGAGAUGAGGGCCGCCAAGGGUGGCACGAGCAAGGCAUGCGUGCUGGAGCAAGUCAAGGUUCUGACUGGCAUGAUCGCCUAG